AGUUCCCCCUUUCCAUGAUGCAUGACUAUUUCUCGCUACAUGCACGCACCUAAUGUCUAUUAUAAAAGAGCGUCGUUGCUUUCAGCUUCUCUCCUGGCAAGCGCGACCGUUCCCAAACUCCGUCACCUUCCUUGAAUCGUCAUCUUCCGAUACCGACAGUCUUUUCGCUGCGCUGACUGACUUUUGUAUACUCUCUUUCAUUGACCAAUGGCAAUCAUGAAAGCCUCUUUUUUCUUCCCAUUCCUCGCUGCUUCCUACGUCGCCGCGCACGGAUACGUGCAAAAGGUCACCAUCGACGGUACAGAGUACACCGGUCCCGCUGUUGAUUCUGGCAGUACCGAUGGAAUCACCCGUGAAGUCUCGACCCAGGAUCCCGUCAAGGGCGCGAGCAAUCCCGAUCUUACCUGCGGGUCAGGUGCCAUUGCAGCUAUCCAAGUCGCCGAUGCCAAUCCCGAAAGCUCCAUCUCGUUCUUGUGGACAGGCGCUAGCGGUUCCCCAUGGCCCCACAACGUCGGACCUAUGUUGACCUACAUGACCAAUUGCGGCGACCAGUCAUGCGCUGACUACAACACAACGGGCACAGAAUGGUUCAAGAUUGAAGAAGCUGGAAGGACCAAUGGCACAUGGGCACAAGCUGCUCUCAUGAAUGGUGUGCCCGCCCAAGUGACCCUUCCAAGUAAUCUCGCUGCCGGCAACUAUAUUAUCCGCCACGAGAUAAUCGCCCUUCAGCUCGCCCAGACAGAAGGAGGCGCAGAGUUCUAUCCUUCGUGCACCCAGCUCAAAGUUGGGGGUUCUGGCACCGGUGUUCCUUCCAGCAGUGAUCUCGUAAAAUUGCCUGGAGCCUACAGCGACACUGAUCCUGGUAUAUUGGUUGAUGUUUACACCAACCCAGAAGCCUCGUAUACUUUCCCUGGUCCUGCAGUCGUCGACCUUGGCGGUAGCGGCUCAAGUGCAUCCGCCUCUGCCGCUGCUUCUGCCUUUGCCCCUUUCACUACCUCUACCUCUUCCGCUACCUCUACCAGAAGUCAUUCGUCCAGUUCCGUACCUGCUUCUACCAGCACGUCUUCUGAUUCCCAGGGCAGCUGCAGACUGGAGAAGCAUAUAAUUACCAACGAUUCCCUCGCCAAGAGGGAAGCUGUCGUCAAGAGACCCUAUCAUGUAUCUAGAAUCAUGCGUGGUUUGGAUUUUUCUUUUCGCAGGCAUUAACACACUAGAGCAUAUUAUGCUCGCACGCUAGCUCGUGUUCUUUGACAUGCUAGUCCAUGUUUUAUUCCCUGCACGUUUGAUACCUUUUUAUUCUUUAUACCCUAGGCCCCUCAUCAUGACCUCUUACUCACAUUGGCUAUUUGGCACGCUCUUGUACUAUUAAAUUGCACGGUUGUAAACUAGACAUCGUAUGCGUUAUUGAU
This is a messenger RNA of Guyanagaster necrorhizus, 1409 nucleotides long. RefSeq lists its product as uncharacterized. Bases 208 to 1206 code for a protein of 332 amino acids. NCBI's taxonomy places the organism in Eukaryota, Fungi, Basidiomycota, Agaricomycetes, Agaricales, Physalacriaceae. The record is from RefSeq and is a predicted model, not a curated record. The transcript has 4 exons.